AUGGCUGCUCCUCCGACCGAUGUCAAGCAGGCACCCGUUACUCAGCACGCGGACUCGGGAUCCUCCCAAAUCUCGAACAAGGAGCGACCGUUGCACGGCUCCUACGAAGACCACCCCUUCAGCGACCGUGUGACCGCGCAGUAUUGGCGGGGAGUCUACGAGAAGGCUGAAUAUGAGGGGCUCCAUCGCUUCGAUCCGGACUACACAUGGACAGCGGAAGAAGAGAAGAAGCUUGUUCGCAAGCUCGAUUUCAGAAUCACGUUGUGGGCAUGGAUGAUGUUUGUGUCACUGGAUCUGAAUCGCAAGAACAUCAACCGAGCGAUAUCUGAUAACAUGCUCAAGGAGCUUGGCAUGAACACCAACGAUUUCAACUAUGGACAGACCAUCUUUCUCGCAAUGUUUCUGUUCGCCGAGUUACCUAGCGGACUAAUUAGCAAGAAGCUUGGAGCCGACCGGUGGAUUCCGACCAUCAUAUGUGCGUGGUCAAUAGUCAGCGCAUGUCAAUGUGCUAUCACGACCAAGUCGCAAUAUUUUGCUAUUCGUGCGCUUUUGGGUCUGUUGAUGGGAGGAUUCAUUCCCGAUAUUGUGUUAUGGCUUACAUACUUCUUCAAGUCCAAUGAGCUGCCCACCCGUCUGGCGUGGUUCUGGACGGCGCUGAGCUUCUGCAACAUCGCCGGGUCGCUGUUGGCUGCUGGAGUCCUGCAAAUGCGUGGUCUAAAUGGCUGGAGUGGAUGGCAAUACCUAUUCCUGAUUGAGGGUCUUCUGACUUUUGUUAUCGGCGUAUUCUCCUACGUUCUCAUGCCAGCUGGAGCAACUCAGACAAAGAACUGGUUCCGCGGCAAGAACGGAUGGUUCAGCGAUCACGAAGAGUACAUCCUUGUCAACCGUGUCCUACGUGAUGACCCAUCCAAGGGUGACAUGAACAACCGGACUGGCGUGAGCCCAAGGCUCCUGUGGAAGACCAUCACGGACUGGGAGCAGUGGCCGCUCUAUAUCAUUGGUCUCAUGGCGUAUAUUCCACCUGCACCUCCAUCCACUUACCUUUCCUAUAUCUUGCGCCAGCUGGGGUUCAGCACUUUCGAGGCCAACAUGCUGUUGAUUCCAUCGCAAUUUCUCUUCGCCGUCCAAUUACUCAUUCUCACAUGGGUGUCGAAGAAGCUCAAAGAGCGGGCCAUCGUAUCGAGUAUGAGCAACUUCUGGAUCUUUCCCUGGCUUGUUGCUUUAGUCACACUUCCCGCCGGCUCUAAUCCCUGGGUUCGAUACGCCCUCCUUACCGGGCUGCUCUCCUAUCCGUACUGCCACGCAAUAUUGGUCGGCUGGAAUGCUGCAAACUCCAACGCAGUGCGAACGCGCGCCGUCUCUGCAGCAUUCUACAACAUGUUUGUGCAAUCUGGAAACAUCAUCGCAUCCAACAUCUACCGCGAGGACGAUCAGCCGCUCUACCGCCGUGGCAACAAAAUCUUGCUCGCUAUUUGCUGCGUUAACAUUGCGUUGUUCUUCUUUGUCAAGGCGUUCUACAUCUGGCGCAACAAGGUCAGGGACAGGCAGUGGAACGCGAUGACCAAGGAAGAGCAGGACGACUACAUUGUCAGUACGAAAGAUGAGGGUAUGAAGAGGCUGGACUUUAGGUUCGUGCAUUGA
Messenger RNA from Ascochyta rabiei, 1641 nucleotides. RefSeq lists its product as uncharacterized. Gene Ontology annotation, cellular component: membrane. Lineage: Eukaryota; Fungi; Ascomycota; Dothideomycetes; Pleosporales; Didymellaceae. The coding region runs from base 1 to 1641 and encodes 546 amino acids. Gene Ontology annotation, biological process: transmembrane transport. Gene Ontology annotation, molecular function: transmembrane transporter activity. The transcript is spliced from 7 exons. The record is from RefSeq and is a predicted model, not a curated record.